Molecule: messenger RNA, 1134 nt
Organism: Uloborus diversus
Lineage: Eukaryota; Metazoa; Arthropoda; Arachnida; Araneae; Uloboridae
Gene: Fnta
Product: protein farnesyltransferase/geranylgeranyltransferase type-1 subunit alpha-like
Exons: 9
Coding region: 74-1069 (331 amino acids)
Biological process (GO): protein farnesylation; protein geranylgeranylation
Cellular component (GO): protein farnesyltransferase complex; cytoplasm; CAAX-protein geranylgeranyltransferase complex
Molecular function (GO): protein farnesyltransferase activity; CAAX-protein geranylgeranyltransferase activity
Source: RefSeq, a predicted model, not a curated record
AGUAGACAUUACGGUAUUUAUGUUUUCACCGCAAUUUAAAUUUAAAAAUUAUCCGUGUUAAUAAACUCCGAAGAUGUCAGAUUCUGCAGAAGGUACUGAUGUAGACUGGAUUUUCUAUCGUCUUCGCCCGGAGUGGAAAGACAUUGAACCAAUUUUUCAAAAUGAUGGAGAUUAUCCGGUGGUCCAGAUUGCCUAUUCUGAGAAAUUUAGAGACAUUUACAACUACUUUCGAGCUAUUUUAGCUCAUAAAGAAGUCAGUGAAAGGGCUUUUGAAUUGACUACAGAUGCUGCCGACAUUAACCCAUCCAAUUAUACCGUAUGGCAUUAUAGAAGAAUUCUGUUGAAAGAAUUAAAUAAAGACCUUAAUGAAGAAUUAGAAUAUUGUCAACAUAUUAUUGAAGAUAACCCAAAAAAUUAUCAAAUUUGGCAUCAUCGUCAAGUGCUUGUGGAAUGGCUUCAAGACCCUUCAAAAGAAAAAAAGUUAACUGAACGAGUUUUAUUUGAUGAUGCAAAAAAUUAUCAUGCCUGGCAGCAUAGACAAUGGGUCAUUAAACAGUUUAAUUUGUGGGAAGAUGAGAUGGAUUUCAUCAAGCUCCUCCUUGAGCAAGAUAUUCGUAACAAUUCAGCGUGGAAUCAGCGUUUUUUCAUUGUUAGCCGAUUUCUCAAACUAACUGAUGAAGUUAUUAGUCAAGAAAUCAAGUAUACAUUAAGUGCAAUACAAAAAGCACCUAAUAAUGAAAGUCCAUGGAACUAUUUAAGAGGAAUUUUACAAGAUAAGGGAUUAUCAAAAUUUCCUGAAGUUACAGAAUUCACAGAUAAUUUAUAUAGUCAAGGCUGUCGCUCUCCACAUUUGUUAGGCUUCAUUAUUGAUGGCAUUGAAGAAAACCUUUUAAACAAUGCUAAUGAAGAACUUUGUUUAAAGGCAAUAGAUCUUUGUAAUUCUUUAGCUACUAAACAUGAUAAAAUUAGAAAAGAAUAUUGGAAUUUUGUUGCUAGAAAUCUAGGAAAUUUAUAUGGACCUGAAGAAGCUCAUUCACAUGUUGGUAAUGCAAGUGGAGAUUCGACUUAAUAAUUACUUAUUAAUUGUUUACUUUUGUUAAAUCGACAUUUCAUCCUUAUUUGCUUCUGUGAAGC